Messenger RNA from Alosa sapidissima (American shad), 3457 nucleotides. RefSeq names its product solute carrier family 2 member 12 (gene slc2a12). Gene Ontology annotation, cellular component: membrane. The transcript is spliced from 7 exons. Lineage: Eukaryota; Metazoa; Chordata; Actinopteri; Clupeiformes; Clupeidae. Gene Ontology annotation, molecular function: transmembrane transporter activity. Bases 137 to 1969 code for a protein of 610 amino acids. The record is from RefSeq and is a predicted model, not a curated record. Gene Ontology annotation, biological process: transmembrane transport.
AACAAGGCUUGGGUAGACUAGGCUACAGUCUGGAAUAGGUCCUGCCGAAGUUAGAAAGUCAGGGGACAACAAUGAUUGCGACCAAACCAAGAAACUGAUCCAUGAAGCACAAAUAACAUCUGAACUAUAAGGAGCCAUGGAUGGCAGAAAUGAGUCCGAAACCCUCACCUCAAAUGACCCCAAACCCUCAAGCUCCACAGGGAGCUCUCUCCUGCAGACCAGCACAGGUUGUGGUGUGGUGCUGGUCCUCUCGGCCCUGGUGGCGUCGGUCAGCGGGCUGCUCCUGGGCUACGAGAUGGGUCUGAUCUCUGGGGCGCUGCUGCAGCUGCGUGAGGCCCUGUCGCUGUCCUGCCAGAGCCAGGAGCUGGUGGUCAGCUCCCUGCUGCUGGGCGCCCUUCUCUUCUCGCUGGCCGGCGGCGCCGUGCUCGACCGCUGGGGACGCCGCUUCGCCAUCAUGCUCACCGCCGCCAUGGCCGUGGGCGGCACCCUGCUGAUCGUGUGCAUGAACUCGCUGGCCGCCCUCGUGGCUGGACGGGUGGUGGUGGGCAUGGCCGUGGCGCUGUCGGGGACGGCGUCCUGCCUCUACAUCGCAGAGGUGGCUCCUCAGGCAUGGCGCGGGCGCCUGGUGUGCCUGUACGAGCUGAUGGUGGUGCUGGGUGUGCUGUUGGGCUUCGGCCUGAGCUACGCCUUUGUGGCGGUGCCCGGGGGCUGGCGCUACACCUUCGCCGCCGUCAUCCCCCCUGCGCUGGCCCAGGCUGCUGCUAUGUACUUCCUGCCGCGCAGCCCUCGCUUCCUGCUGGCCAGGGGCAAGGAGGAGGAAGCCCGCACCGUGCUGGAGCGUCUUAGGGGGGCGUCAACGUUGUCGACGACAACAACGACGUCGGCCGGGUUGUUGCCGGGCGCUGCAGGGUCUCCCGCGCUGACCGUCGUGGAGGAGGAGCUUCGGACCAUCCGGGCCGCCCUGUGCCGGGAGAUGCAGCACAGCUUCCUGGACCUCUUCCGUUCCCACGACAACAUGCGUCAGCGGCUGCUGGUGGGCGUGGGGCUAGUGUUCCUGCAGCAGGCCACCGGGCAGCCCAACCUGCUGUCCUACGCCUCCACCGUGCUGCGCCACGUGGGCUUCCAGAGCGGCCAGGCCGCCACACUGGCCUCCACGGGGCUGGGCGUGGUCAAGGUGGGCGGCACGCUGCCCGCCAUCCUGCUGGUUGACCGCGUGGGGCCCAAGGCCUUUCUGUGCGUGGGCUCCGGGGUCAUGACGCUGUCGCUGGCUGCGCUGGGUGCCGCCACCGCGCAGAGCCACACGCAGGUGCAGAGCCUGUGCCAGAGCUCGCCACCGACGCCCACCCCCCACCCCGGGCCAAACCAUUCCCACUGGGGACAGGGGAAGGGGGAGCCCCUGGGACUGUACCAAACCGCCCUAAACCUCAGUGAACUCAGUAGGAGCUACAGCCCCGCUUGGACCAACAGCAGCAGACAGGCGACGGAUCAGCGUCAAGGAAACUGGAGCCUUGCCGAGGAUUCUGGGGGACGGAGUGCUGGAGACAUGGGUGUGUCCUCAUCUCUGAAGUGGAUCUCAUUGGUCAGCCUGCUGGUGUAUGUGGCAGGCUUCUCCUUCAGCCUUGGACCAAUGGUAUACGUGGUACUCAGUGAGAUUUUUCCGACUGGGAUCCGAGGGAAGGCUGUAUCCGUGGUGUCCGCCUUCAACUGGGCAACAAACCUCAUCAUAUCCAUGACCUUCCUCACCAUCACAGAGAAGAUUGGCCUGCCCAACGUGAUCUUCUGCUACGCAGUGAUGAGCUUCGUCCUUCUCAUCUUCGUCAUCCUCUUCAUCCCAGAGACCAAGGGCAGGUCGCUUGAGCAGAUCUCCAAGGAGCUCGCCAUGAAGAACAACCUCCGGGACAGGCUGUGCCCAUGGCGAAGGACCGACACCUCAAGGCCUCAGGAAGUGAAAACGCUGACCUCAGUAUAACCUUUCACCUCAAAACAGCAGAGACUUUUAAUUUGUAGUGGACACUUUUGGGUGGUGGGGUGGUUGGAGAUGCUCUCCGUUGUCAGAGCACAGGUGUGAUGUAAUGUCAUCAGAGGACAGGUGUGAUGUGAUGUCAUUAAACCAGAGGUGGAGAAGUCCGGCUUCAGAAAGUAAAAGUCCUACCAUGUAUUGGUUCUACCUGUGCUCUACGGGUGCUCUCACUAAAUAGCUGAUUUAUAGGAACGUCACCUAUUACCAACCAUCACGUAUUUCCAACCACUUGUGUCACUCAAUAUUCAUUUCUAUACCAACCAAGACGGCGGAUUCCUAAAGAAACGCAAGCACCAUAGAUUUUGUUCAAAUCUACAUACCUAUGGCUACUGAAAAUUGUAAGGUUCAUUUAUCAAAUGUUAUUUUGAAGUAUUAAAAAACAUUGUUGUUUUAUCAUUUUCGAAGGAAAGGGUUGGUAAUUGGUGGUUUUACGAUACCUGGCUGAAGAGUUCCAGAGAGCCAGACUUUUCCACCUCUGCAUUAAACAAGGUGUGGAGGAGGGACCUGGAUGGUUGAUGGAUUAAACCUGACAUGGUUCUGGCUUGGAUUGGGACAGUCAACAGCCAGUUCUGUUUGUUUGUUGUGUUUUGGGGGGGGGGGGGGAUCACAAGGAGACGCUGCUGCUCAGGUGAUGUCUGUGUGUGUGUGUGUGUGUGUCCACACAAUGACUUUUUUUUGGGACAAUGUAUGUAUGUGCAGGAGUUUCAUCCUGAGGUGUUUAUCUUUAUGUGUGUGAUAAGGGUGUACUGUCAGGGUUGUAUCAGGUAAAAAUUGCCCAUCCUGAGAUUGCUAACUGAGAUUGUGUGUGUGUGUGUGUGUGUGUGUGUGUGUGUGUGUGUGUGUGUGUGUGUGUGUGUGUUCCUCCUGAGUUUGCUGCUGUAGUGACCUAAAUGCACCUUUUAUUUACACCGUGAACUAAUCACCAGCAAGUGGCUAAGGGCCAAAAAGGGUUAUUUUGUUCAUUACUUAAUCUUGGCUCUCUUUCUUAAUCACAGAUGGUCUUUUGUUCAUUACUUAAUCUUGGCUCUCUUACUUAAUCACAGAUGGUCUUUUUGUGCCAGUUAUUUCAGUACUUGCUAGUUGAGAGCUCUUUAACCUUCGAGGCAGAAAUGGAUGGAUCUUUUUUUUGCACAAAAAUGGCUGUUGUUGAUGCAUGGGCCUGUGUGGAGCAGAUCCUUACAGACGUUCCUGUGUGUUUUAUUAUGUAAUGAGGGUUGGGAAUAGGUUUGGAAAAUCCAGAUCAUCAAAGACGUUGUGUCUCAAAGACACCCCAAGAGGCCUCGCUUGUCUCAUGGAGAAAAGGGACGAUGACGGGUGAGGUGUGGGACAUGACUGUUCCAACUGUGCCAGCAUUGAUAAUUCACAACUUGUUUUAGAGCUCAGUGAACAUCCAAUUGUAGAUUUGUGAGUCACAACUAAAGCGUCAACAAAAAUUAA